This is a messenger RNA of Neurospora hispaniola, 3198 nucleotides long. RefSeq lists its product as uncharacterized. Gene Ontology annotation, cellular component: transcription repressor complex. Gene Ontology annotation, biological process: negative regulation of transcription by RNA polymerase II. Bases 169 to 2922 code for a protein of 917 amino acids. The transcript has 7 exons. NCBI's taxonomy places the organism in Eukaryota, Fungi, Ascomycota, Sordariomycetes, Sordariales, Sordariaceae. Gene Ontology annotation, molecular function: protein binding; RNA polymerase II cis-regulatory region sequence-specific DNA binding; chromatin DNA binding. The record is from RefSeq and is a predicted model, not a curated record.
GGAUCCCAAGGCCAUAUUGCUAUCGCCUUGUAAAACUUUGAAUUCUACCUCUACUGUCAAGUUGGGUCGGUAGCGCUCCAUUGGCUUCCGCCCUAGCCUCUUCCAAUUUCCUAUAGUCCAUCGAGGAGCAACACGCCAUCCGCGCGCUACUCCUGCAACAUCGCCCAAAUGGCAAACCACCACCCUUCCCCUACGAUGCAGUUGCAAAUGCAUCACGGCCCGCCAGGGCCCCCAGGUCCACCGCCGGCGUCGAUGCCUUCAUGGAAUCAACAACGGCAGGCCUUCAUGAGCUUGACUGAGAAUGUGUGGAUCGGAAUCGGUUCCGUGUCCGAGCUCAUGGGGAACCACAACGAGGCACUAGAGGCUUAUGAAAGGGCUCUUGCAGCCAACCCCAACUCUGUGACUGCUAUGAAUGCCGCCAGUCUCGUCCUCAGGACGCGCGAGGACUUCCCCAAGGCGUCGGAAUAUCUACAGAGGAUCCUAAAGAUCGAGCCUGCAAACGGUGAAGCUUGGGGCAGCCUCGGUCAUUGCUUUCUUAUGAUGGAGGACCUCCAGCAGGCAUAUGCUGCGUACCAAGCGGCCUUGGUUAACCUUCCCAACCCAAAGGAACCGAGGCUUUGGUAUGGCAUAGGUAUUCUUUAUGAUCGCUAUGGCUCUUUGGACCAUGCAGAGGAAGCAUUCUCGCAGGUCAUGGCCAUGGACCCCAACUUUGACAAGGCUCAUGAGAUAUACUUUCGUCUCGGCAUAAUCUACAAGCAACAACACAAGUACCAGCAAUCGCUUGAUUGCUUUAGAUACAUUGUCAACUCUCCUCCUACUCCUUUGACCGAAGAGGAUAUCUGGUUCCAGAUUGGUCACGUCCAUGAACAGCAGAAAGACUAUGAUGGUGCCAAGCAAGCCUACGAGCGGGUGCUGCAACGUGAUCCAAAGCAUGCAAAGGUCCUACAGCAGUUGGGCUGGCUGCAUCACCAGCAAAGCAAUUCAGUUGCCAGCCAGGAAAAGGCAAUCGAGUACCUGAAUCAGUCCGUUUCAGCUGACCAAACCGAUGCCCAAAGCUGGUACUUGCUCGGUCGUUGUUACAUGCAACUCCAAAAGUACCCCAAGGCAUACGAGGCUUAUCAGCAAGCUGUCUACCGGGAUGGCAGGAACCCCACGUUCUGGUGCUCGAUUGGUGUGUUAUACUACCAGAUCAACCAGUAUCGUGACGCCUUGGAUGCCUAUUCCAGGGCCAUCAGGCUCAACCCCUUCAUUUCUGAAGUUUGGUAUGACCUUGGCACUUUGUAUGAGUCUUGCAACAACCAGAUCAGCGAUGCUCUGGACGCUUAUCAACGUGCCGCCGAACUGGAUCCCAACAACCCGCACAUCAAGACCAGACUGCAGCUUCUCCGAAGUGGGCAAGCUAACGGCGGCGCACCCCCGGGAUCAGUCCCGAUGCCCACUGAUAUCCACCCUCAGACGUAUAAUGCAUCCGGUGCGGUUGGUCCUCCGGGCCCUCAGUGGGCGGGCUCAGGCUCAGGUCAGCCUCCUCAUCAACCGCCUCAGCCGAUGCACAACGGUGGCCCUGGCCCGGGCCAAGGGGCCAACUCGUGGAGUGGAAGAAUUUCCGACAUUAACCCUCCUCCCCAGCCGCCGAAUCCAUAUGCCUCGGGUCAAGACCGGGAGCCCUUUCGUGGUCCCGCUCCGCCGCUUCCCAGACAGCCCAGCCCGCGACAGGAGCAGCAAAUGAGGCCUUAUCAGGAGGCCAGGGCGCCCGAGCCGCUCAGAAGAGGACCUACCCCUCCCCAGGCUCAUUACGCCCCUCCACCCCCUCCUCCUCCGCAACAACCGCACCAGCCGCACCCGCAGCAACAGCUUCAGCAAGGACCACAACCUACUCGGGAAGGGGGUAGUGGAACUAGAGUGAGGAACCCGAACUACGCUAAUCCCCAGAACGUGGUCCCUUCCAAUUCUGGUCCUGGCCCAAACGGCCCUCCUCCUCCAAACGCAAUGAUGCAUUUUAACAACAGUCCGAGGACUGAUGGAAGACCACCUCACAUGCACGAGAACCGCAUGCCGUCUCCCAAGUCCGCCUAUCCUCAGCAUCAGCCGCCGUACCCUCCGCAUGGUGAGCAGGGCGGUCCUGGUGGCCCUGAGCCAGGCCCUCCCCACCCCCCUCAGCCAGGUAUGGCUGGUGAACCUCCUCAUCAGAGGGAGCAUGAUACCCGCCCUCCUUCGGUCGGCCCCAAGAGAAUGCGUGAGUGGGAAGAUGACCGGGAGGUGAAGAAGCCUGCGACGGAGGAGACUCGCGUCCGUAUGGAUGACCAUAGGCAUCGCCGCCCCUCGAUGACUCCGCCACGAAUGGAGCCGCCCUAUGCUCGUCGCAACUCGUCGGAGGCUCGUCGCUUCGACGAGCGUCGUAUGGAAGAUUCCCGUAGGGUUGAGGAGCAGCGCCGCGCUGAGGAACAGCGUCGCAUGGAGGACAUGCGCCGGGCCGAGGAGCAGCGGCACCAGAAUGAGGGAUACCACCCUUCGGAGGCCGCUCAUCAUCCCCAGUCUCAUUCCGCCCCUGCCCAUUUGCCGCCGAUGCAGCAAGGUUCGGCUCCGAUGCAGAACCUCAUCCACGAGCAAGGCCACGGACCCCAGCAGCCAGUCCCCGGACCUCAGCAGCAAGGCCCAGGCCCAGCCCAUCAGCCCGCCCCCGAAGACCGACGGAUGGACCAUCCUCCAGCCCAGCACCCCCCCAUCGUCAAUGAGCCUGAGCGUGCGGCCCGCAAAAUGGACGUUGACGAGGACUAUGACGAUAGCGGAGAGGAGGACAAGAAGGGCGGAAUCAUUCCCGGUCCUUCCUCCGGAUCCGGCCCUGCAGCAAACGAGCCCAAGAACGGAGCCUCAACGAGCGGUAGCUUCAACGGCAUCAUUGGACAAAAGUCAGAAAGCAACUGAUCACGUCAUCUGCUGUGUACCUCGAGCUUCUGCGCGAGAGACAAGACCUAGUGUAUCUGCUUAUGAUACGACAGAGGCAGGAGAACCCAAGAUCCUGUCGAUGUCAUAAUGGUUUCGUUCAUGGAUGGGAAUGUACGUCGACUUGUUCGCUUUAUGUAGUUGAAGAGAGUGGUCAUCUACUCACACAUAUGGAUGAUGAAGACAGAAGGACCUGUGAAGCUCAAGAUCUCAUGGGUGCGAAUUGCCCCAUUUUACCACGUUUUGACUGAUCGUUAG